This is a messenger RNA of Silurus meridionalis, 2249 nucleotides long. Its product is annotated as tripartite motif-containing protein 16-like. Gene Ontology annotation, molecular function: protein binding; zinc ion binding. The transcript is spliced from 6 exons. The coding region runs from base 77 to 1774 and encodes 565 amino acids. The record is from RefSeq and is a predicted model, not a curated record. Lineage: Eukaryota; Metazoa; Chordata; Actinopteri; Siluriformes; Siluridae.
UCGCACAGAGGCUCUCUCUCUUCCUCUUUAUCUCUUUUUCUUUGUCUUUCUUUCUGUUUCUGUGAAAGGAGUGAAAAUGGCGGAGGCCAGUAUUUCAGUAGAUCAGGAUCAGUUCAUCUGUCCAGUGUGUCUGGAUCUCCUGAAGGAUCCGGUGACUGUCCCGUGUGGACACAGUUUCUGUAAGGUGUGUAUUAAUGACUGCUGGGAUCAGGAGGAUCAGAAGGGUAUCUACAGCUGUCCUCAGUGCAGAGACACUUUCACUGCAAGGCCUGUUCUAAACAGAAACAACAUGCUGGCUGAAGUGGUGGAGAAACUGAAGAAGACUGAAGUCCAAGCUGCUUCUCCUGAUCACUGUUACGCCGGACCUGGAGAUGUGGAGUGUGAUUUCUGCACCGGAAGAAAACACAAAGCCGUCAAAUCCUGUCUGGUGUGUGUGUCUUCUUUUUGUGUAACUCAUCUGAAUCCUCAUUAUGUUUCUCCUGCUUUUAAGACUCACACAUUAACUGAAGCCUCAGCAAAGCUACAAGAGAAGAUCUGCUCUGAACAUAACAAGCUGAUUGAGAUCUACUGCAGAACUGAUCAAAACUGCAUCUGUUAUAUGUGUAUGAUGGAUAAACAUAAAGGACACGACACUGUCACAGCCUCAGGAGAACGAACUGAGAAACAGAGUGAGUUAAAGGAGCAGCAGAUGAAAUCCCAGCAGAGAAUCCAGGAGAAGCAGAAGAAGGUGCAGGAGCUGAAACAGGCUGUGAACACUAUAAAGCUCAGUGCACAGACAGCAGUGGAGGACAGUGAGCAGAUCUUUACUGAGAUGAUCAGCUCCAUGGAGAAAAAGCGCUUGGAGGUGAUGGAGAUGAUCAGAGCUCAGGAGGAGGCUGAACUAAGUCGAGCUGAACGACUCCUGGAGGAACUGGAGCAGGAGAUCACUGAUCUUCAGAGGAAAGUCACUGAGCUGGAGCAGCUUUCACACACACACGAUCACAUCCAUUUCCUCCAGAGUUUCCAGUCUCUCUGUGUCUCUGCUGGACGUCGAUCUCCUCCAUUUGAAAGACCAGAUUUUCACACAUCCAGCAUCACUGUCCAUCAACAUCACUUAUCAGAUGGAAUGAGGAAAUAUUUCUCAGAUCUGAAGAAGAAACUUGAGGAAUUCUGUGCGGUGAAAUUCAACAAAAUCCCUGCACAAGUUCAGUCUUUUCUCUCAGAGCCACAGAGCAGAGAUGAUUUUAUGAAAUAUCUCUGUUAUCUGACUCUGGAUCCCAAUACGGCACAUUGUUACCUCAUUCUGUCUGAGAAGAACAGAGCAGUGAGAGGGAGUGAGAGAAAGCAGCAGAUCUCUGAUCAUCCAGAGAGAUUUGAUUACUGGUUUCAGGUGUUGUGUGAGGAGAGUGUGUGUGGACGCUGUUACUGGGAGGUGGAGUGGAGUGGUGGUAUGGGUGUAUCCAUUUCAGUCUCAUAUAAAGAUAUCAGAAGGAAAGGACGGGGUGAUGAGUGUGGGUUUGGACGCAACAAUCAGUCCUGGAGUCUGCAGUGUUCUUCUUCUUCUCUCUGUUUCUAUCACAACAACAUUGAGACUGAUCUCAGAGUUCCGCCACCAUCCAGAAUAGGAGUGUAUGUGGAUCACAGUGCAGGAACUCUGUCCUUCUACAGCGUCUCUGACACCAUGAAGCUCCUCCACAGAGUCCAAACAACAUUCACUCAGCCUCUAUUUGCUGGAUUUGGACUUUACUACUUAUCAUUUGGUUCAUCUACUGUGAGAUUCUGUGAUCCAGAAUAAAUUGUAGUGUUUGAGGUAAAAUUCCUGCACGUUGCCACAUUGAUCCUCAAACAUCUGUUUUACUAGAAAACAAUCCAGCUGCACAAAAACAAUCUAAAAUUGUAAUGAAUAAAUAUCAGUUAUUUUAUAAUAAUUAAAAAUAAAUGUUACAAAAUUAACAAACAAAUAAAAUGUAAAAAGACAAUGAUCAAAUGAUUUCUCAUGAUCUCAUUAAAUAUUUAAUAAACAAUAACAGAUCCAGAACAGAACAAUAUUGUGUUUAUGUGUUACCUAAAAUAUAUUCCCCUGUGAAACAGGAUGGUUUUGAUGAAUUUCCUGGAACAGCAGCUCUGACCGAAGUUCAGAUUUAUAUGAAUGUUCUAAUACUUUAUUGUUUCUACAGUAACAGUUCACACAAAUGUCAAUAUUUUGGCUUAAUAUAUAAACUUUUAAUUUAAAAACCAUUAAUGUUAUUUAAUAUAUUUUUUUUUAUAUC